AGAAAACCGGGUGCACUCGCUUUUCCGAAGGGGCUCGGCAUAUACGCGGGGAGGGGAGGGGUGCUCUCGUUUGGCAAAAGGAUGGCGGAUGUCUUCGAGCUCCGCGCGUCCCCGGCCAAGCGCCUCAAAACCCUAGCUGAGUCUCCGUCUCUGGCUCCCGGCUCCAAGGGCAAGGAGAAGAUGGCGGAGGAGCCCGCGGCCGCCGAGGGAUCCGCCGCUCUGACGGCGACGGAGGAGAAGAUUUGCGGCAUCUGCCUCUCCGACGGCGGCUGGUCGAUCCACGGCCGGAUCGACAGCUGCGACCACUGCUUCUGCUUCAUCUGCAUCAUGGAGUGGGCCAAGGUCGAGUCCCGCUGCCCCAUGUGCAAGCAGCGCUUCCGAUCCAUCCGCCGCCCUCCAGUGCCGGGGAUCUUCGCUUCAGAGCGGGUGGUCGAGGUUCCAGUUCGCGAUCAGGUUUACCAUCCACUGGGCAAUGAAAGUACUGGGAUUUCUGAUCCAUAUGCAAAUGUCAGCUGCAGUGCAUGCCACAAUUCUGCAGAUGAAGAACUUCUCCUACUUUGUGAUUUAUGUGACUCAGCUGCUCACACUUACUGUGUUGGUCUGGGGGCUACUGUACCUGAAGGUGAUUGGUACUGUCCUGAUUGUGCCAUUUCCAGGGAUGAACACUUGAAAUCUCAGUCUGAUACUGAUUCUUUCAAUCAAGAUUCCUACAAAAUCACCCAUGCAGUUCAUGUUUUUGAGCCACCAGUUUCAAUUUUUGAGAUUGUGGCUGAUGAAAGAACUUCUUAUUCGUCACCAAUAUAUUCCACUAUUCAAGUUCCUGAACGACAAAGAAAUGACGGCAGUUCAUCAUCCAGACAUACUUCUUGUAGGGUAACUCAGGGCUCUGUGUCUAAUACAGAGCAGUCAUCAUCCCCUAUUGCACCUGCUGGGGAAACUGUUUCACCUACUCAAGCAAAAAGAGUCGAGCAAGCUGCAAGGACAUUGCGCAGUUGCCGCAAUUUGCAUAGCCGAAUACGUGUGCUACGUGAAAAUUGGAAUGCCCUCCGUGCUGGUUCAUUAGCAUUUUCAUCAAAUUUACUUGGUUAUGGUACCAAGAUCAAUGAAAGAGAACAGAAUAGUGGAAGAUCUGGAUCUGAUUUAUCAGGUCGGCCAGAGCCUUCAGAUCCUGUCCACAAUGGGCAAAUUGCAAAUGUUAAUGCUUCUAGCAAGACACGCAAUAGUGGAUGCACUAGUGAUCUCAAGAAAGCAUGGAAAAUGAUGGAAGUUGCAAAAUCAGCACAUGGAACUCAGAUAACUGACAAAUAUCAUUCCCUAAACUCCUUCAGCAAUAGGAAUGCCUCAAAAGCGGCUGAAGAUCUUCACUAUGGUUUCCUUGUCUCCAAAGGUAGACAUACUGCUCAUAUGGUGUCUGGAAGAGCUGCAUCAGAAGACAACAAAAAUUUCUCUCCCAAGGUACUGUACCAUUAUUUUAUACCCCAACACCAGGAUAAGCAAAUACCAGGAAUGCAGAACACUAAGGUGCAGCAUGUUCGCAGAGGAGAUAUGAAAACACACCUAUCAGGUUACAUGAGUCUAUCAUCUGUGAAACAAGAUCGGCCAGUGCAUCAAGAUGGUCUGUGUGAUGGAAAGAGUAGGCUGGCAUCUCAGCAGGCCAUGCAUGAAGUAUCAGUGCCAUUUGAUACAAGGGAAACUCCAGUUUGCCCAGGUUCAUUUGCUUGUUCACCUUCUGGAGCUUCCAUUCUAUCAUUCAACAAGCCUGGUGAAUUCUCUUCCUGCAUGGAGCCCCAUGAUAGAAAACAAGGUUUGGGUACAAAUUCUGGUGAAAGUUUGUCUAGAAAAUUCGACAUGGUAAACAGCAAUGUCAUGGGUAAGGUUGAAUCAGUUGUCAAGCUCAACAUGAAGUUGCCGAGCAAAGACCAACAUGUGGGGAAUGGGAAGCUUGGUGCAGGCACAUUUGCUGAUAAAAGAUCAUCAAGAAGAAGUGACAACGCAAAUAACAAUGCCAAGAGUGACAUUCAGUCAUUGGUUAAGCUCAACCUGAAGUUGCUAAGCAAAGAUCAACAUUUAGUGAUCAGGUACCAUCCAAUCCCUGAAGAUGACAUAGGGUGUUUCUGAAACAAGACAUUGGCAAAAGGCAGGGGAUAUCCCCUGAGGAAUUACAAACGCUCACAGAAAUAUCCUCUUGCAUUUGCCUGGGCGCUAGCACACAUAUCAUAGGGAUAGAAAGAUGUCCAUUCCAUUCUUUCAUCCAAGUUGCAGACCAGAUUCAACAGAAAAUAGGUUCUUCUUUGGUUAAAUGCUUUUUACCAUGAAUGUAUGGUGAUGAUUUUGAUUGGCAAGUUCUCACGCUACCUGCUACACAUGCUAGUCCUAAUCUGACCUUGUCAUGUAGUCUCAAAAGUUGGUUUUCCAAGUAAUGCCCAUAUAUCCUAAAUUGCGUACCUAUAUAAAAAUUUGAUAGGACUUAAGAAAGCUGACAAGUAAAGGGACAAAGGUCCCCUAAUUGCUAGACUAAGGAGUUAUGGUGAAAAUUGUAUUGCAUUGCUAAUUAUUCCAUCUGAUUAAUAUGCAUGAUUUAUGACUAUCCUUUCUAAGAUGGUUAGCAGUUGUAUGAAGUGCAGUGACACAGGUUUUCCUAUGUUUCUGGAAAGGGAAUAUUGUAAAGGUGGCCAUAGAGUGACUGCAAUCUUUUCUUUUAGAUAUGGAAUGAUGAAUUGGACUAGUAGCUUGUGAAUAUACAAUGACUUUCAUUUCAGUAAUGCUGGCAUAUAAGCUCUUUAUAUCUGUUUUAGCACAGCUUUUCUAAUUAAAAUUGAAAAAAAUGAUUAUAUUUAAUUAGGAAAAAAAGCUGUGACUGUACUGUCAUAUCUUGUCUUAUUGCAAUAUCAAUGGUUUAUUAAAUUUUACAUUUUUCAAAUUGAGUUGUUAAGGCCUAAUGCAGAUGAAUCAAUUUGCUAUCCUGAUCUGGCAGCCUGGAUGUAUUUGGUGCUCCUUUGAUACAACAAAUUCAGUGUCUUGAUUAUUCAUACUUUGUUCGCACAUAUUGAGUCUCUCCAAAUGUUGUUUUCCUUGAAACAGAUGAUUUUCACCCCUCUUACUGCUUCGAUAUAUGAUUGAAA
This is a messenger RNA of Elaeis guineensis (African oil palm), 3122 nucleotides long. RefSeq lists its product as uncharacterized. The record is from RefSeq and is a predicted model, not a curated record. Lineage: Eukaryota; Viridiplantae; Streptophyta; Magnoliopsida; Arecales; Arecaceae.